UUCAAGAUGAGCCCAAAAACUCUGCUCUUUCUCUUCUGUGUGAUUACACUUACAAGUGGACAGUCUUGUCUAGUUGGAGACACUUAUAGUACCAGGAUUUUAAGGGGUUUUUACAGCAAUAGUAAUGUGCAGGGAAAAUGGUUUCUCAAUUUGAAUGUAUCUGCGAAUUGUUCAGGUGCAAUAAACAACUACACUGUUCAAUACUUCGGUAAUUUAAAUUCUGAAACUAGUUAUGAUCUGACAAUAGCAAUAUGGAAACCAUUAGCACUAGUGGGUUCAUUUGAAAAGGAUUCUACUACAGUACAAUAUUACACUUAUCCAACAAGCAAGCGAAGAAAAAGAGACACUCUACAACUUCCAAACUUUGGUCCACUUGGAAUACGUAAAGGAAGUGUUGUUGGUGUAUAUUUAGAUGAUAGCAAUCCACUACGAGUCAUAGGACAACGACCAGAAUGGGUAGGAGCUAUUUACAAUGGAGUGCCAAUUGGGGCCUGUGCUAGUGACUCUCCACUCUCUGCUACAAUAUUAAAUUGUAAUGAAAGCAAUUUUCAACAGUUCACAUCAAUUCACAUUGAGUUAUAUGUUGAUACAGUUGAAUGUGGCACUCCACCUAUAAGAAAUCAUUCUAUGCUCAGUAUGCUGGAUGGUGAUACUGAAUAUGGGGCUCAAGUUCAAUAUACUUGCAAUUCCGGAUACAAUAACACUGCUGGAGCUGAUACAAUUUCUUGUCAGUUAAAUGGAACUUGGUCUUCUUUACCAAUCCCGUUUUGCACUCCAGUUAAUUGUACUGAUCCUGGUACACCUACCAAUGGAACUAGAAAUGGAAUGGAUUUCUUUUACAAUUCAACAGUUUCUUACAGUUGCAAUACUGGAUACAAUUUAACAGGAGCUGCCUCUAUUACUUGUAAUGCUACUGGCCUGUGGAGUGCACCACUACCUUCCUGUCCUCCAGUUAAUUGUGGUGAUCCUGGUACACCUGAUGGUGGAAGCAAAAGCAGCAGUGUAUAUACUUAUAACUCAGUUGUCUCUUUCCAGUGUAAUUCUGGAUACUUCUUAUCUGGAUCAGUCUCUCUCAUUUGUCUCUCUGAUAGUUCAUGGAAUGGAUCAGUUCCUUCAUGUUUAGCUGGUUGUGGUGAUCCUGGAGUACCUGAGAAUGGACAACGUCAGAGUGACAUUUUUUCUAUUGAUUCUGCAGUUUCUUUUACCUGUGAUACUGGCUAUACAUUAACUGGCUCAAAUUCUCUUCUUUGUUUAGCUGGAGGCUCAUGGAAUGACACAGCACCUACUUGUAAUCCAGUUAAUUGUGGUGAUCCUGGUACUCUUACUAAUGGAACUAGAAAUGGAACAGUUUUUACUUUCAAUUCUACAGUAUUGUAUUCAUGUGAUACUGGAUAUACUAUAACAGGAGCCACCUCUCUCACUUGUCUAUCCAAUGGUUUAUGGGAUGCAUCAGUUCCUUCAUGUGAUAUUGUUAAUUGUAGUAAUCCAGGUGAACCUACUAAUGGGAUGCUUCAAGGAGGAACUUUUACAUACAAUUCAGUAGUAACUUACAAUUGUUCUGUUGGGUAUAGUUUAACAGGAACCACCUCACUUACUUGUUUAGCUGAUGGUACAUGGAAUACAUCAGUACCUUCCUGUCCUCCAGUUAAUUGUGGUGAUCCUGGUACACCUACUAAUGGCAGCAGUAAUGGCAGUGUAUAUACUUAUAACUCAGUAGUAUCUUAUCAGUGUAUUAGUGGAUACUCUAUAUCAGGAGCUGAUACUCUGUCAUGCUUAUCUACUGGUUCAUGGAAUGGUUCAGUUCCUUAUUGUUAUCCUGACUGUACUGAUCCUGGUGAUCCCUCUAAUGGACAAAGAACUGGUGAUACUUUUAACUACAAUUCAGUUUUAUCAUACACUUGUAACACUGGGUACAAUCUAACAGGAGAAAGCUCAAUUACCUGCCUAUCUAAUGGUUCAUGGAGUAAUAUGAUACCUUCUUGUAUUAUAGUUAACUGUAGUGAUCCAGGUACACCCACUAAUGGAGAAAGGUUUGGGGAUGUAUUCACAUAUGGAGCUGAGGUGGUUUAUAGCUGUAGUGAAGAGUAUAGUAUUGUUGGUGCUCAGGUUAUUACUUUUACUGGAAUAAGAUAUACAUCUCGUAUAGGAGCGUGUGUGUCAAAAAAUUCAGCAUCAGCGACUACAAUAACUUGUAGUUUUAACCAUUAUUAUGUAGUACAUGCUGAAGCUGAUGUUGUUGUAGUUGACUGUGGUACUCCACCAUUAGUUCUUAAUGCAGCAUAUUCUAAAUUGGAUAAUGAUACACAGUAUGGAGCUAGAGUUCAAUACAACUGUAGUACUGGAUAUAAUAUUAAUGGAAAUGAUACUAUAUCAUGUCUACUGAAUGCAUCAUGGUCUUUACCAACUCCAUCUUGUUCAUUAGUAGACUGUGGUAAUCCUGGUGAACCAGCUAAUGGAUAUACUAAUAAUAAUGUAUUCACUUAUCAGUCUACAGUACAGUAUCAUUGUAAUGAAGGAUAUCAAUUAUCUGGUGACUCAUCUAUUGAAUGUACUGCUACUGGUCAAUGGAGUAAUAACAUUCCCCUUUGCAUAGCUUCAACAUUAUCACAAACAAGCACAAGUUCUACUGUCAUGCCCACCACUCCUGUUGAAGAUAGUAAUACUUCCUUAGUAGUUAUUGGUGGAGUCAUUGGUGCAGUGUUGUUUAUUUUAAUAAUACUAAUAGUUGCUAUUCUGUUGAUAGUUUUAUUAGUAGCAAGAUCAAAAAGGAACUCUCGUCACCUGAAUACUACAAAUCUUACAAAUCCAAUAAUAGCUGCUCCAUCUGAAGAACAUCCAACUUCGGACUAUGAUGAUCCUGCUUUAACUUUGAGGUAUGAGUCAGUACCACUACUGUACUCUGAAUUAGAAUCUUUGGAAACUGAGGAUGACAGCAAGUAUUCAACUGAGGAAAUAUAUGACAAUGAGAAUAUUGCCAAUGUGGUCCUACCUCCUUCAAUUUAUUUAGAUGCUGAUAACGACACUUCAUUGUAUUUCAUACAAGAGGCUGAGGACAAAGAUAAAGAAGCUGGAGAGAAUAUGUAUCCAGAAAUACAGCAAUGCUACUCUGAUACAAUAAACACUGCUUUAUGUACACUGCAAGCUUGUAACGUAGGAGAUGAUUAUGAGGCUCAGAAUGGACCCGUGAAUAAUAACAUUGGAGGGAAGUGGUAUCUCAAUGUUGCUGUACCUGCAACAUGUUCGGGGUCAAUAGAAAGCUAUCAAGUCCAAUUUUAUGAUGACGACUUUAAGAGUGGGAGAACUUAUGGUGUUACUCUGUCUGUAUGGAGGCCAAUAGCAAACAAUCCAACAAGUUAUGAAAAAGAUUCAUUAACAAUACAGCAGUACCAGUAUCAACAUACUAAUAAAAGGCGUAGGAAAAGAGCCAUAAUAGCAAGUUCAACUCCUACAUUUAGUUCAGCAGUUGGUGUGCGUAGAGGAAGUGUUAUAGGAGUAUAUCUAAGUAAUCCUAAUCCACUAGAAGUCAUUGGAGACAGGCCAGAUGGUAGUGAUAUCAAUGGUGUGCCUGUUGGUGUUUGUGUUACAACAGCAUCAGCUAGUACUUCAACGCUUACUUGUACUGGAAGCAACCAACCUAGUUAUGUGAUGCAUGCUGAAGCUAAUAUUAGUGUAGUUGACUGUGGUGCUCCACCAUCAGUUCUUAAUGCUACACACUCUCAAUUGGAUGGUGAUACAGAGUAUGGAGCUAGAGUUCAAUAUAACUGUGAUACUGGAUAUAAUAUUAAUGGAAAUGAUAUUAUAUCAUGUCUACUGAAUGCAUCAUGGUUUUUACCAACUCCAUCUUGUUCAUUAGUAGACUGUGGUAAUCCUGGUGAACCAGCUAAUGGAUAUACUAAUGAUAAUGUGUUCACUUAUCAGUCUACAGUACAGUAUCAUUGUAAUGAAGGAUAUCAACUAUCAGGUGACUCAUCCAUUGAAUGUACAUCUAAUGGUAAUUGGAACAAUACACUACCAAACUGUGUAAUAAUUAAUUGUACUGAUCCUGGUAUACCCACCAAUGGAGAAAGGACUGGAGUGGAUAUCUAUUACAAUUCAACAGUUUCUUACAGUUGCAAUACUGGAUACAAUUCAACAGGAGCUGCCGCUAUUACUUGCUUAGCUACAGGCCUGUGGAUUUUUUCUGACUUAUAUGGCACAAUACCUAAUCAGUCAAAGGUUAUUCCAUCUGAUGACUAUGACGAAGUUGCAGUUUUGAAGCACCAGUCAGUAUCACAAACUGCCUCCUUAUCACACAGUGUUAUAUAUGCUGAAUUAGAAGAUUUGGAAACUAAGGAUGAGAACAGGUAUCCAAUUGAGGAAAUUUAUGACGGUGGAAAUAUUGCUGAUGUGGUGCUACCUCCCCCAAUUCUUUUAGAUGUGCAUGUUGAUGAUGGUAAUACUGAAGGUCUAGCCAAUUCAUUGUAUUUCAUACCAGAAGAUGCUGAGGGUGGAGCUACAUUUGAUGAAAAUGCUGGAAAUAGUGAUAACAACAAUUUGCCUGUCUAUUUUACAUUAGAGAAUGAGAACAAAACUGUACCAAAAUUUAAUGCCCGAAAACUUGCCAAAAGGAAUACUUGUGCAUUUAUUCAACCUGGAGAAAGUGAAGAUGAAAUUUAUGGGCAAAUUGAAC
This is a messenger RNA of Amphimedon queenslandica, 4669 nucleotides long. RefSeq lists its product as uncharacterized. Lineage: Eukaryota; Metazoa; Porifera; Demospongiae; Haplosclerida; Niphatidae. The annotation marks the transcript as partial. The transcript is spliced from 20 exons. The record is from RefSeq and is a predicted model, not a curated record.